Molecule: messenger RNA, 3880 nt
Organism: Acanthochromis polyacanthus (spiny chromis)
Lineage: Eukaryota; Metazoa; Chordata; Actinopteri; Pomacentridae
Gene: c2cd5
Product: C2 calcium dependent domain containing 5
Exons: 31
Coding region: 372-3722 (1116 amino acids)
Biological process (GO): positive regulation of D-glucose transmembrane transport; protein localization to plasma membrane; intracellular protein transmembrane transport
Cellular component (GO): plasma membrane
Molecular function (GO): calcium ion binding; calcium-dependent phospholipid binding
Source: RefSeq, a predicted model, not a curated record
CGAGGUGUACUUGAAGGCAGCACACGCUAACGCCUGAGCACUCAUUCAUCAUGGGCUCUGAGCUCACCAAGCUAGCUGUUGUCUUUACGCGCUAAACGGAGACAUGUGGAAUAACUAACGAGUGUAACGUAACGACACACUAAAACUCGUAACAGUAUCUGUUUAGGAGUGUCAUAAACCGGCGAAUAUUGCGAAGUUGAUCGACACUUUCCUGCCUGGUGCACUGGGAACUAACCUGUCGUGUUAUGGGAGAGACACGGAGGUCAGACGAAUGGUGGGCUGUCAAUGAUAAUGUUCGAGUAAAACGAGCCUGCGGCUGCUUUGACAGCUGUCUUUUCAUAUUGUAACACUCGAUCAACUUAAAUUGAAUCAUGCCUGGGAAACUAAAGGCCAAAAUUGUGGCUGGGCGCCAUUUGCCUGUGAUGGACAGAGCCAGUGACCUGACUGAUGCUUUUGUAGAGGUCAAGUUUGGAAACACAACUUUCAAAACAGAUGUCUGUCACAAAUCUCUCAAUCCUCAGUGGAACUCAGAAUGGUUCAAAUUUGAGGUGGAUGAUGAGGACUUGCAGGAUGAGCCGUUGCAGAUCACAGUAUUGGACCAUGACACGUACAGUGCUAAUGAUGCCAUAGGGAAAGUUUACAUUGACAUUGACCCACUUCUUUGCACUGAGGCUGCUUCUGUCAUCUCUGGCUGGUUUCCCAUCUAUGAUACCAUCCAUGGUAUCCGAGGGGAGAUCAAUGUCCUCGUCAAAGUGGAGCUCUUCAACGAUUUGAACCGCUUUAGACAGUCAUCGUGUGGAGUCAAGUUUUUCUGCACCACAUCCAUUCCGCGGUGCUACCGAGCAGCAAUGGUGCAUGGGUUUGUGGAGGAACUCGUGGUUAAUGAAGAUCCAGAGUACCAGUGGAUAGACCGCAUUAGAACUCCCCGAGCCUCCAACGAGGCUCGUCAGAGACUCAUUUCUCUCAUGUCUGGAGAGCUACAGAGGAAAAUAGGGCUUAAGGUACUGGAGAUGGGUGGGAAUGCAGUGGUGGGCUACUUGCAGUGUUUCGACCUGGAGGGGGAGUCGGGUCUGGUGGUCCGGGCCAUAGGUACCGCCUGCACACUGGACAAAGUCAGCUCUGGAAGCGCUCCCAGCACCAACACACAUGUGCACCCUAACACAGCCCCUGCUUCCAAUGCCUGCAAUUCCCCUUCUAAAGACGGAAAGGAGCCGGUUUUUGGUGAGGAUCUGCCCUCGUCCUCCGGCCCGCCUACCCCUUUCAGAGCCCUCCCCACCUCCUCCUCCUCUCCUCCCCCCUUCUCUCCCUCCAAGCCAUGCAGCCGCCAGUCCUCAUCAUCAGACACAGACCUCAGUUUGACGCCCAAGACGGGAAUGGGCAGUGGGGGCAGCGCUGGGAAGGAGGCAGGGCCGCUGAAGACCCUGCUCAGACAGCAGACACAGACAGCUCUCGAGCAGAGGGGAGCGUCUUCCUCUGGGUUAUUGUUAAACGCCAGGGAGUUCCCGUUCUUCACCUUGACCUCUUUCCCACCUGGUUUUCUGGUUCACGUCGGUGGAGUGGUCAGCGCUCGUUCUGUUAAAUUACUGGACCGUAUACACAACCCUGCCUUGGGUAACACGCGCUCAUACAAACUGCUAGACUGGAAUAGUGUCACUGCAGAUGAGCCAGAAACUCGUGAUGCUUGGUGGGAGGAGAUUCGUCAGGAGAUCAAAUCUCAUGCCAAAGCGCUUGGUUGCCAUGCUGUUGUAGGGUACAGUGAGAGCACAAGCAUCUGUGAAGAAGUGUGUAUUCUGUCAGCAUCAGGCACAGCAGCCAUCCUGAAUCCUCGGUACAUGCGCGAAGGCUGCUUAGACAUCGGAAGCACAGACCACAGGUUUGAGGAGCCAUCUCCACCAAGCUGUGGCUUCUGUCACAUUCCAUAUGAUGAGCUCAACAUGCCUUUUCCUGCCCAGCUCACCUACUGUUACCACUGCAGAAGGCAAAAGGUUCCUGAUGUGCUGUUCACAACAAUUGACUUGCCAUCAGAAGCAGCUGUCACAGGGAAGGGUUGCCUCAUCCAGGCCAGACUGUGUCGCCUAAAGAAGAAAGCCCAGGGAGAAGUGAAUGCGACGGCCAUCUCCAACCUGCUACCUUUCAUGGAGUAUGAGCUGCACACUCAGCUGAUGAAUAAACUGAAGCUGCGGAAUAUGAAUGCUCUGUUUGGCCUGCACAUACAGAUCAGCGUGGGCGAGAACAUGCUCCUGGGUCUAGCUUCUGCUACAGGAGUGUACCUGACAGCGCUACCUACACCAGGAGGUAUCCAGAUUGCGGGCAAAACUCCAGGUGACCUGAGCAAUGAGCACCAUAUCUUGACCAUCCAGAAAAGGAUCAAUGACACCAUAGCCAAGAACAAGGAGCUCUAUCAAAUAAACCCUCCGAAAUUAUUUGCCCUGGACCCUGAGGUGUUCUGCGGCGUAAACAUGGAGCUGACAGAGGAAGGGUUGGGUUCCCCGAUCCCUGAGCCGAGGCAACGAUCCAGACUCUUUCGCUCGCACUCAGAAAGUUCUGAUGAACUGUCAGAACUGGAUCUGUCCCACGGCAAAAAGGAUGCAUUCGUCCUGGAGAUUGAUGACACUGAUGCUGUGGAGGACAUCCACUCUCUCCUUACUGACACACCUCCCCCUACAGGUUUCUACAGCUGCAACACUGAAAUCAUGCCUGGGAUUUAUAACUGGACUUCAGGAAUACAGAUGUUUACAUCGGUGAGGGUCUUCAGGUUGAGCAAUGCCAAUCUCACUAACCAGGGCUUAAACAAGAUCUUCACUGACCUAUGUGAGAAUUUGCUGAAGAGUUUUUACUUCAAGUUGCGCUCUAUGAUCCCCUGCUGUCUUUGCCAUCUCAACUUCACUGUGGCAGUGCCAGAAGAAGAACUCAUACAAGUUGCAGUGACAGCAGUUGCCAUGACGUUUGACAAGGACCAGACUCAGGAGAAGCCAGCUGAGAAGCCCAUCAACAAAGGUUCCAGUGAGAAUGAGGACCAGCUGCAGUUUCCCCUCGAGUUGUGUGUGGACGUGCCCUCUGCCAACGCUCAGCCAUCCUCCAAAGUCUCAGGUGUCCCAGAGAAUACCACCGUCUCAUCCAGAGCUGCCUCCGUUGAUUACGGUUCCUUUGCAGACAGAUGCAGCACCUGGCUAGAGCUGCUUAGGCUGAAAGCUCACACCAUAAGACGAGGAUCAGUUAAGACAAGUAGGAGGACACAGUCUCUAGCACACUCUGUCUCAUCUUUGGAGCGCUCCAGUCCGCUGCCUGAAGGACGUUCCCGCUCCCUGCGCUCCAGUCGAUCGUUCGGGGGCAGUUCGGUAACCGUGGUGAAGAUGACGCCGCUCUCCUUCCUCCCUGGGAUACGCAUCAUUAAAUACCUUGGGAUCAUCAACAUGUUCUUCAUCAGAGAGACGACAUCAUUACGGGAGGAAGGCGGUGUUAGUGGCUUCCUCCAUUCAUUCAUAGCAGAGGUGUUUGCGAUGGUGCGAGCCCAUGUAGCAGCCCUGGGUGGCAAUGCAGUAGUGUCCUACAGCAUGAAAGAGUGUGUGUUAAUGGAGAAUCCAAACAAGAACCAGGCUCAGUGUCUCAUUAAUGUGAGCGGUGAUGCAGUCAUUUGCGUCAGAGAAACCGACCAGGAGCCCACAGCCUCGAUGACAAACAUGGGACAGACCUGUUGUAGCGCAACCGAAGGGGCAACAUGACAGUGAAACACAGACCCUCGUUUUGUCUGCAGUAUGAGUGAACACUCUCCAAGUCUAGCCGUCCAAAUCUGAAAGAUUUAUGUUUGCCUUAAAACUCUGUAAAAGAUCCAAAGGUUUGGACACAGGUAAUAAAGAACAAUUACUAAUGCACUUCAAAA